AUGAAGCCCCUCCACCAACGUCUGAAUCUCUAUCUGAAUGACGAGGAGUCGUACAUCUUUGCGCCUACGGAACCGGUUGGAGCACCACCAUUGUUCAUAUACCGAAGCUCUGGUGAUCUCGUACUCGAGGCACCUAGAACGCAGAUACCAGUCACCGCCAAACGCUAUGGCAAGACAGUAUACGGAAUAUUCGGUCUCAUAACACUAUCUAUCACCGAAUAUAUCAUUGUCAUUACUGGUAGGGAACAACGAGGAGAGCUUUUUGGACACCCUGUAUACCGCGCCUCUGAGUUCGACAUUCUGCCGUUGGACCCAACCGUAUCUGUGUCAAGUCCACCGCAUCCCGUCGAGGCCCACCUACUUGCACUAGUCCGCUCGCAUCUCAACAGUGGUGUCUUCCUGUUCAGUUACGGCUACGACGUGACAAGGAGGCUACAGGCGCAGUGGGUUGCUCAAGAGCAGGACCAAGGUAGAGCGUUCUGGGAGUCGGCUGAUGACAGGUUUUUCUGGAACAAAUACCUCCAAUCACGCUUCAUGGACUUUACUAUCUCAAAUCCCCAAAAUGACCUGAGCCCAUACAUCCUCCCAGUGGUCUAUGGCUCCUUCGACAUCCGACGAACUACCCUUGCAGGACGCAGUCUUCAAGUUGGUCUCAUCUCUCGCCGGUCAAGAUUCCGCGCUGGAACACGCUACUUCCGUCGUGGCGUGGACCACGACGGCCACGUCGCUAAUUUCAACGAGACGGAGCAGAUCGUGCUCAUUGGGUCAAGGGGUGAUCCAGAGGAAAUCGCUACGAGGCUUAGCUUUGUCCAAAUUCGGGGCAGUGUGCCCGUAUUUUGGGCGGAGGUGAACACGUUGAGGUAUAAGCCGGAUUUGCAGGUCAUGGACAUUCAAGACGGUGUCGAUGCUGUCCGUAGGCAUUUGCAGGAGCAGGUUGCUUUGUACGGAGAACAGACUCUCGUCAACCUUGUGGACCAGAAGGGCCACGAGAAGCCCGUGAAGGAAGCCUACGAGCGUUAUGUUGCUGAGGCCAACGUUCCGGGAGUCAGAUACCAAUACUUUGACUUCCACAACGAAUGCAAACACAUGCGCUGGGAUCGUAUAAGCCUGCUCCUCGACAGCAUCCAGGAAGACCUUCUCCGAGACGGAUACUUCCGCGUAGAUGCAGGAAGUCCGGAUCCUAUCAAGUGGCAGCUUGGCACGGUGAGGACGAACUGCAUGGAUAACCUCGACCGCACAAACGUCGGACAGGCUGCUAUCGCAAAAUGGACGCUCAACCUGCAGCUAAAGACCGUUGGAAUCCUGCUCGAGAACGACUCGGUGGAUAACCACGAGGAGUUGAACACGCAUCUGCGAGAAAUGUGGUCUGAGCAUGCAGAUCUCAUUUCCAAAGCUUACGCCGGUACGGGCGCGCUGAAGACUGACUUUACGCGCACGGGGAAGAGGACGCGUGCUGGGGCCUUCGAUGACUUCAAGAAGUCUGCCCUCCGCUACCUGAAGAACAACUUCUUCGACGGUGCUCGACAGGAUGCCUACGAUAUUAUCACGGGUACUUGGGUCCCAAGGAAAGGCCCCUCAUCCGCAUUGUUCCUGAUACACGACAAACGGCCUCUCAUCAUCCGCGCUGCUCCCUACGUCCUGUCGUUCUCCUCGUUCAUGAUCGUGGCCGGCCUCACACUGCCACGCACCUCCGACUAUUCCCUCUUUUACUACUUCCUCUUCUGGGCCUUCAUUUUCACCGUCUCCCUCACCUUCAUAUUUAUUUACGGCAUCGAUUACGUCGCGUGGCCACGACUCAUCCCGCCCACCGAUGUUAUUCACUACGAUGGGCCUGGAUACAGGUCGGCCAACAAGGGUAAGGGCUUCGGGCUGAACGUUGGCAGGCUGAAGGAAGGAGCGGGCGCGAAGUGGUUGGCGAAGCCUGGGAUGAGGAGAGGAGAUAGGUUGAUGGAGGAGAUUGAGUUGGGGACUAAGAAGAGGAUGGACUAGGAUGCCUCCAGGAGGUUUGUCCACGAUUGGUGUGAUUGUCCUUCGCCCUUGUUCUUGUUUUAUUGGUGCUAGUGACCGUUGAAUUGCCGCUGUCGCCGACCUAGUUAUUAUCGUAUGCGCCCGGCCCUGCCCGGCCUCUACCCGUUUCGUAGUCUUCUAUGAUGUGUUUUUAUAGACUUCGUCUUUCUUCUCAUGCUUUGGACGUCUCUACUUCUCAUACGAUUACAUUGUUUCCGGACUUUACGCUCUCUGCAAUCCGCUUCCAGUUCUAUUAUAAUGACCUC
Stereum hirsutum FP-91666 SS1 is the source of this 2273-nucleotide messenger RNA. RefSeq lists its product as uncharacterized. Gene Ontology annotation, cellular component: endoplasmic reticulum. Bases 1 to 1989 code for a protein of 662 amino acids. NCBI's taxonomy places the organism in Eukaryota, Fungi, Basidiomycota, Agaricomycetes, Russulales, Stereaceae. The record is from RefSeq and is a predicted model, not a curated record. The transcript is spliced from 15 exons. Gene Ontology annotation, biological process: phosphatidylinositol dephosphorylation. Gene Ontology annotation, molecular function: phosphatidylinositol-4-phosphate phosphatase activity.